AACAGUCGCAACUUGUUUCCGGAUGCCCCGUUCAAUCUUAGCGGGAAAAUCCACCACUCUCUGCGCAGAUGAAUCAAUGUUCCGAAGGGCCCCGCUGGGAUGUUUCGUGAUGGGGACGGUCCAUAGCAGAGCUAUAAGGAAUCACCUUCGAUCUCGUGAGCGGCGGAGACGCGCGUGGAGGAGAGCAGUUUGGCCGCACUCAAUAUGGCGGCGCGAGCGUCCGAGGUAGCCCCGGGAGGCUCUUCCUAGGCGGGCGAGGCGCGCGCGGGGGUGGCGCCUGGAGCCGCCUGGCCAUGGCUUCCUCGAACCCGUGGGAUCCCGUGCAGCCCACGGCGGCGGGACUGAUGCUGGCGCGGGGUCUCUCCGCGGGAGUGGUGUCUCAGAGGACUCUAGAUAUAUGUGGAAAACCAUCUGCUUGUUUUGCUCAUUUCUCAGAGGCAGAACAAAUUGCUGAUCUCCAAGCUGAAGUCAGCCGGAUUAAUCUGGAGACAGAAGCCCUACAAAUGGAAAAAGAUACAGCAGACAUUAUUCAUCCAUUUUAUCUUACUCAGAAGUGCCAGGCUUUGCAAGCAAUGAACAGGCACCUGGAUGCAGUGCUGAAGGAUAAAAGAGCUCUGAGGCAGAGGCUGGUAAAACCACUGUGUCGAGAAAGUCUGCCCAUAGAAGCUGCCUUCCACAGAGAUGUGGUAGAAUUGUUGGCACUGGCAGUAGCUUUUAUUGAAAAAUUAGAAACCCACUUACUUACAGUAAGAAGCAUUCCUCAAAUACCUGAAAACAUUAAAAACAUGAGUAGUGCAUUAGCAAAGAUGGACUUAUUGGUAACAGAGACAGAAGAACUGGCAGAACAAAUCUUGGAGUGGAGAGAGAAACAAAAAGGAAUCUUUGAGAAUUCACAGCUGACUGCUGGAUUAGAUUCUUCAUUGAAAAGUAUACGAUAGUGCAUUUAUUUUUCUCUUUUCCCAUUCCAAGACCGGCUAGCAAUUUUGUGGGAUUAAUAAAAUACACAUGCAUUUUAUUCUUGCUUUCAGAUUUAUAACCAUUUGCAUCUAGGUUCUGAAAUGAAUAUUUAUAUAUGGAACUAGUGUUGUAUGAAAACUGGUGACAGAUGUUAAAUAACUUCCUGAGAGUCUCUCUUAAGUGCCUGAGGAAUGUUUUAAUGAAAGGGUGUAAUAACACUGUCUUAAAUAACAUCUCUUUUAUGUAUAUAUGUCAUUUAUAUCAAGCAAAUAAAUUAAAUU
Molecule: messenger RNA, 1238 nt
Organism: Python bivittatus (Burmese python)
Lineage: Eukaryota; Metazoa; Chordata; Lepidosauria; Squamata; Pythonidae
Gene: HAUS2
Product: HAUS augmin like complex subunit 2
Biological process (GO): microtubule nucleation; centrosome cycle; spindle assembly
Cellular component (GO): centrosome; HAUS complex; mitotic spindle microtubule
Source: RefSeq, a predicted model, not a curated record